AUUAUUUUAAUCCUUCAAAUCCCUUUUGAACAAAGGAGACAAGUAAAGGUUGAAAGAGAGUUGACGAAGUCAUUCAAGUUCGGAGUUCUGAUUAAUCGCCGUCUCUAAAAUUGAAUUAUCCUUCAAACCCUCUUUUUAACGUCUUCCACCAUCACCCUCUUCAAUUUCGACCUCAACAACUUUUCUAUCGUACAAUUAUACCGUUUUUUUUCUUCUCUUCUUAUUAUAUCAUUAUCGUAUCAUGUCUCUGAAACCGUCGAAUUCGUCGGACCAUUCGAUGCUUCCGUUAUCGGAUCCUCAAAAAAACCAAUCCGACGAUAAGCUUUUCAAAGGCUCCGCCAUGACCAAACGCGGUGCCUACGCCGCCAUCUCUUACAUGUCCUGCGCCGUUCUGUUGGUGAUGUUCAAUAAGGCUGCUCUUUCAUCUUAUGAAUUCCCAUCUGCAAAUGUAAUCACACUUCUUCAGAUGGUUUGUUCGUGUUUUUUUCUUUAUGUAUUGAGGCGCGGGAGGAUAAUUAGUUUUACAGCAAAUGAUUCUUUACUUAUAUCAGAUAAUUCAACAAAAUUUGUACCGCUGAAGACUUUGAGGCACACUCUUCCUUUGGCUGGAGCUUAUUUACUUUACAUGCUAGUCGUCAUGGAGUCUGUUCGUGGAGUAAAUGUUCCAAUGUAUACAACUUUGAGGAGGACCACAGUGGUAUUUACAAUGCUUGUAGAGUUAGUUUUGGUGGGGCAGAGGUAUACACGCUCUGUCGUUUUCAGUGUCGGCUUGAUCGUCUUUGGUGCGUUUGUUGCGGGAGCACGAGAUUUAUCUUUUGAUGCUUACGGUUACGCCGUUGUUUUCAUGGCAAACAUCACCACAGCAAUAUAUCUUGCUACCAUAGCCCGCAUCGGAAAAACCAGUGGUCUUAAUAGCUUUGGCCUUAUGUGGUGCAAUGGUAUCCUUUGUGGGCCAGUUUUACUCAUCUGGACAUUUAUUCGUGGAGACUUGAAGAUGACAAUUAAUUUUCCUUAUCUCUUCUCACCUGGUUUUAUCGUUAUUUUGCUUUUUUCAUGCAUACUGGCAUUCUUCUUGAAUUACAGUAUAUUUCUGAACACAACUCUUAAUUCAGCUCUGACACAGACAAUUUGUGGUAAUCUGAAGGAUCUAUUUACUAUUGGCUUUGGCUGGAUAAUUUUUGGUGGGCUACCAUUUGAUUUUUGGAAUGUAAUUGGACAAUUUCUCGGUUUCGCUGGAUCUGCUUUAUAUGCUUACUUCAAGCUCAUUGGCAAAUAACUUGCUCAACUAGAUUAACAUGAAGUUUUUUUGAUGAGGAAAAGCCAUUUGAUUCAGUCAUUUCAAUGCGGUUAUCAUGGAUGCUUCGAAAAUUGAGAAGAAUCUGAAUCAAACUCGGUUCUGUGGAACAUGCGGUCGAUUAAUCUCAAUGUUUAGGAAGUUUUGUUGAAUACAUACAGGUUGACACAAACAUUAUCUUAGGAAGCAGUCUAGUCUUGCUGUCAUGGCUUUUAGUGUAAUGAAACCUUUGUUGAUGUUGUAGUAUGUUCACCCUUUGCAAAUUGUGAAUCUUUGAAAUUGUUAACAAACACUGUAUUUUUAGGGCAAAUAAUUUAUCAAUUUAUUUCAUUAUC
This is a messenger RNA of Cicer arietinum (chickpea), 1629 nucleotides long. RefSeq names its product UDP-N-acetylglucosamine transporter UGNT1-like. The record is from RefSeq and is a predicted model, not a curated record. NCBI's taxonomy places the organism in Eukaryota, Viridiplantae, Streptophyta, Magnoliopsida, Fabales, Fabaceae.